Schistosoma spindalis is the source of this 564-nucleotide messenger RNA. The record is from the annotation of a GenBank genome assembly. NCBI's taxonomy places the organism in Eukaryota, Metazoa, Platyhelminthes, Trematoda, Strigeidida, Schistosomatidae.
CUGAUUCGUUGUUCACAUAUUGGGUCCAGAAAUGAUGAAGUUUUACUUACCCCCGAUUGAGGAUUGACGUUUCCGAUUUAUUUGUUUAAGUACUUAUCACAACCUCAGAGGGCACAUUGUACGGGGGCAUGACUCGUAAACGAAGGAAUCACGGUAGGUCAAAGAAAGGCCGAGGUCACGUUGGAUUCAUACGUUGUACAAAUUGUGGUCGAGCAUGUCCUAAAGAUAAAUCUGUAUGGAAAUUAGUGACACGAAGUAUGGUUGAAGCCGCCGCCGUUAAGGAUUUGGAAGACGCGUCGGUGUAUGGCAAAAACUACGCCGUCCCCAAGUUGUACGUCAAACUUCAGUACUGUAUCAGUUGUGCCAUCCACAGUAAAGUUCUUCGAAAUCGUAGUCGGGAAUCAAGGCGUCUCAGAAGGAUUAUAGUUAAACCUCGAGUAAAGUUCUCACGUCCUGUUGCUCCAAGGGCAUGAUUGCAUAAAUAAAUCACAUUAAUUGGACUUUGCUUUUGAUUUUUGUCUAAAUAGCUCAGUUGGUAUAAUAAAAGUAUUGUGUUUGUCGGUC